Punica granatum (pomegranate) is the source of this 1379-nucleotide messenger RNA. NCBI's taxonomy places the organism in Eukaryota, Viridiplantae, Streptophyta, Magnoliopsida, Myrtales, Lythraceae. The record is from RefSeq and is a predicted model, not a curated record.
CUCCUUCUCUCUCUUCCUCUCCGUCCUUCCUUCCUCCCUUCCUCCUGUGUCUUCUUCUUCCACUCUUCUGCAACUUCCAGUUUUCACAGGGCCACUGGGGGCUUCUUUCUUGCCGAAAAGAACCAGCUUUGUCUUCCAUUUGUGCAAAGUUUGAAUCUUUGAGACUGGACUGGGAAGCUUUUUUCAUUUCAGUUCUUGGAACGGCCGGGUUGGUUCUUUGAUCCGAGGGAGAAGAGGGUGUUUGUGGGUAUUCGUUGUCUCAUGCGAAAAGGGUUUAAAGAUCUCUGCUUUGGAGACACCCUUCAUGGCUUGUUUGUCGAAUAGCGUUUUCUGCUUUUCUGGGCUGUACGAGGCUGCUGCGGGCAGCCCGAGAAACGGAGGGGUUGUUCCGGUGUUCUGUUGCUCUGUUGGCUCUUCAAGGGUUUAUGGAUCAAGUCAGAAGGGGCCUCCAUUGUUAGCUGCCGAGUUCAGGGGGAGACAAAUCGCCGUCUCGGAUCGGAAGGAUUGCGGAGAGUGGAGCAUUAAAUCACCUGCAAGUUUCUCUCUUCAUGCUUCUGGCUGCGUUAGCCGAGCUAUGAGGUGGUGGGAGAAGAGCAUUAAACCCAACAUGGUGGAGAUCAAUUCGGCGCAGGAGCUCGUGAGCGCCUUGCUCCGUGCCGGUGAUGCUUUGGUGGUGGUGGAUUUCUACUCUCCCGGUUGCGGCGGCUGCAGAGCUCUCCAUCCCAAGGUCUCUCAGCUAGCGGAGUUAUACCCCGAUGCAAUUUUCCUCAAAGUGAACUACGAAGAACUCAGAACGAUGUGUGAGUGUCUCCACAUCCGUGUCCUACCGUUCUUCCAGUUCUAUCGGGGCGCCGAUGGACGUGUAUGCAGCUUCAGCUGUACAAAUGCAACUAUCAAGAAGUUUAAAGAUGCACUUGCGAAGCACGGGAGUGAGAGGUGCAGCAACGGCCCAGCAAAGGGCUUGGACGAAUCCGAGCUGCUGAGAUUGGCAUCCUGCAGGGAAAUAACAACGGAUUUACUCUUGCCCGGCAAGGAAAACAGAUUGGAGGAUCUUGUGGUUUCGACCAUAGGCAAUAUCUCUGGUGCAAUCUCAGGGAUGGCCACCAACCAAGGAAGAGUUUCCUCCUCUCUUAAAUGUCUGAAUCUCUUUUAAUCCGUUAGUCCAUUGAAUAGCAGCAGGCUGAAGCUCAACAAAAGAGAGCUUCACUUCUUUUUUUUUUUUGGUUAUAAUCAAUGGCUUUGAUCAUGUAUAUACCCAUUAAUCAUGUCUUCCAUAAGCAGGCUCACUGUUUUUUACUAUUGAGCUCUGCCAAUUGGGUUUGCCAUAUAUUAUUUGUAUUGAUUGGAUUUCUGGUAUAAUCAGUUGAAAUGGUAUGGCA